Molecule: messenger RNA, 1884 nt
Organism: Triplophysa dalaica
Lineage: Eukaryota; Metazoa; Chordata; Actinopteri; Cypriniformes; Nemacheilidae
Exons: 1
Coding region: 456-1238 (260 amino acids)
Source: RefSeq, a predicted model, not a curated record
UGCCUUUUUUGCCCGAAAAAUAAGUGCUUGUGACAUGACACAAGAUUAUUCUGACAGGAUGACGUUUUAGGGGUGGGUUGCAUCUUGAAGGCUACGCGCGCAAGUGAGACCCGCCUCUCCUCCGCACUGUGUACCCUUUCUGAGAGGAUGUGUGUGUCUGCUGUCAUUGCAUUCAGCAGAUAAAUCACACUGCAGCUCAGACUGGGUGUCCUGAUUUGGCUUUGAACGCUGUGGGCCAGGUAAUACUCUGGAUGCAUCUCUGCAUUAUAAUCUCCCGCCGCUGUCAAGCUGAAAACGGACGCACAGGUGGAUUUGCGAAACUGAUGGAGUGAUGCUUGAAUAACAACACAAGCGACGGGGAUUAUCGGCAAACGCACGUCCCGUGAACCGGUUUUCAAAAACAAGCGUUCAAGACGGACGACGUACAAGAACACAGAGGGAGAAUCCGUGGGAAGAUGCGGGAACGGGACUUCAUGCCAAACAUGGAACGGGGUAAACCUGCCACCUACACGGGAGACAAGAAGGCAAAAAUGGCUGCUAAAACCAAUAAAAAGUGGGUGAGACUGGCUACUGUCUUCGCGUAUGUCUUGUGCGUGUCUUUAGCUGCUGUAAUACUGGCCAUUUAUUACAGUUUGAUAUGGAAACCGACGUCUGGCUCUCCAUCUGGACGAUAUGAUGUUUUAAUACCCAUUAACCCAAAUAAUAUCACACCUAGUGAUGUCUCAUCAGUGAGCAAGACUAACAGUUCUUCACCGGUCAACCUAAGGUCAACGGAGAUGCCCACUGUGUCCCCGGUGGAAAAAUUCAUUGGGGAUAGAGGCCUUUCAACAACACAGAAUUCACAAUACACAGAACCGCUGGACUCAGAAUUGAGGGAAGAAAAAACGGAACAUUUUAAUACAGCUCAAGUUUCGGAGGGUAGCAUUCCCGUAGCAGGUGCAUCAAGUGAACCCUUUACAUCCAUAAGGCACCAAGACACAAGAAACAUGCAUCACGGUUCCGGCGUUGACACAGCAGAGAAUCAGCCCUUGGACUUCAUUCGUACCCAUGAGCCACACAUCUGGGAUCCAGCCUCUACGAACAAGAAUUUAUUUCAACAGCCCACAACUGACCAGGUGUCUUGGACAUCCGAUAUCUCCUCUUUGACAGACCGUGGACUUGAAUUUAUAGAGGGCUCCUCUCCAUCGGAAGAAGGUUUGUUGACCAAGGACACAGACGAUGCAGGAAUUGGUGUGUGAUACCAAAUCACAUGACAUUAAUGGCGAUGACUGUGCAGUGAAAGAAAUGACAAAUGAGACUGUGAGGCAAAAACUUGUUAGCCAUGCUUUUUUAGUGUUCAAAAACAUACACUGUUUUGACCAACCUGCUUUGGAAAUCUCUUAUAAAGGUUAUUGUAUUAUAGGGUUUAGCAUAAUUCUGAAUAACACUUUACAAAGAACAGAUGGGAAUGAGCUUGAACGAGUUGAUCAAACACAUUGCCUAUUAAAUUGUGCUCAGGUUUGAAAUGACUGGAAAGUAAAAAACACUGUGCUUAGAUCACCGAUGUUGACAUUUAAAUAUGCUAUAUUUUGUGGGUUAGAAAAUACAGAUAGCCUAUAAGGAAAACAUUAAUAAACAUAUAUUUUUAUGCAGGCGUCUGUGUUUGAAGACAAACCACAUUAUAUAAACAUACGUUAUACUAUCUGGCUAGACAAUAUAAAUGUUUGACAAAAAUGUAUCAAAAUCACCAUCUUUUAAUCUGUCACCUAAAGCCUUUUUAUUUAUAUUUAUGCAAUGUAUAGUUAUUAUCAUGUGUUUUAGAAAAAUAUGCCUAAUGAUGCACUUAGGAGCACUUAUAUUUAUUUAAACUAAUAAUUAAAAUAAUUCAUAUGUAGUUAAAUUAAA